This is a messenger RNA of Zygotorulaspora mrakii, 765 nucleotides long. RefSeq names its product proteasome core particle subunit alpha 1 (gene SCL1). Gene Ontology annotation, cellular component: cytosol; proteasome core complex; nucleus. Gene Ontology annotation, biological process: ubiquitin-dependent protein catabolic process. Bases 1 to 765 code for a protein of 254 amino acids. The record is from RefSeq and is a predicted model, not a curated record. The transcript has a single exon. NCBI's taxonomy places the organism in Eukaryota, Fungi, Ascomycota, Saccharomycetes, Saccharomycetales, Saccharomycetaceae.
AUGUCGGGUGGUGCAGCAGCAGCUUCGGCUGCCGGGUAUGAUAGACAUAUCACCAUUUUCUCUCCGGAGGGACGUUUAUAUCAGGUAGAGUACGCUUUUAAAGCUACAAAUCAGACAAAUAUCAAUUCGAUAGCGGUCAGGGGAAAGAACUGUACCGUGGUUAUAAAUCAGAAGAAAGUCCCAGAUAAACUGUUGGAGAGCUCGAGUGUCUCAUAUAUUUUCGCGAUAUCCAAAAGCAUUGGUAUGGUCGCGAAUGGUGCUAUCCCGGAUGCUAGAAACGCUGCAAUCAGGGCAAAAUCAGAAGCAGCGUCAUUCCGCUACAAGUACGGGUACGACAUGCCAUGUGAUGUGCUGGCAAAGAGGAUGGCAAACCUCUCGCAAAUCUAUACACAAAGAGCGUACAUGAGGCCCCUUGGUGUCAUACUCACGUUUUUGUCAGUUGAUGAAGAGCAUGGACCCUCGAUCUACAAGACGGAUCCGGCGGGCUACUACGUAGGCUACAGGGCUACGGCAACAGGUCCCAAGCAACAGGAGAUUACUACAAGGUUGGAAAACUACUUCAAGAAAAACUCUUCUUCGGACUACCUUGAGGAAGAUUCGUGGGAAAAAGUUGUGGAAUUCGCCAUAACGCACCUGAUUGACUCUCUUGGUACCGAGUUCUCCAAGGGAGAUCUUGAGGUCGGCGUUGCGCUCAAAGGUGAUUUCUUCGUGCUAACGGAAAGCCAAGUUGACGAAAGACUGAUCGCUAUUGCUGAACAGGAUUGA